Molecule: messenger RNA, 7901 nt
Organism: Hippopotamus amphibius kiboko
Lineage: Eukaryota; Metazoa; Chordata; Mammalia; Artiodactyla; Hippopotamidae
Product: patched domain-containing protein 3
Exons: 4
Coding region: 1-2793 (930 amino acids)
Cellular component (GO): membrane
Source: RefSeq, a predicted model, not a curated record
AUGAGCCUUAAUCCCUCUACGGUUGCGCCGGAGGCGGAGCCCUGGCCGGAGGCGGAGCAGGAGCCGGGGUCGAGGUCGAGGUCGGAGGGGCCGGAGGCUGGGCCAUGGCCGGACGCCGAGAGCCGGUCGCAGCCGCCCGCAGGGCCGGGCUCGGAGCCCCUCCCGGCCGCGAAGCCAGAGCCGGAGCCGCUCUCGGUGUGGGAUCCGGGACUGGAGGCGCAGCCUCUGCCGGCGUCGGAGUCUGAGAAUCAAGUGCCCCAGAGGCCCCGCUGCCACACCGACUGCCUGGAGGCGCCGCUCUCCCGGGCCUUCCGGCGGCUGGGGUGGGAGGUGGGCUCGCACCCCUGGAUCUUCCUGCUGCUGCCCAUGGUUUUAACGGCCGCUCUAGGCACUGGCCUGAUUUACCUGCCCAAGGAUGAAGAAGAAGACCUCGAGGAGCAGUACACCCCCAUAGGGAGCCCCGCCAAGGCUGAGCGACGCUUCGUGCAGGGAUAUUUCACCGCUAACGACUCUAAUGUCUUCUCCAUUUCCAGGAAGAGCACCGAGGUCAAUUAUGCUUCCAUCCUAGUGGUCUCUAACACCAACUCGCUGCUGGAACGAGAAAUCUUAUCAGAAAUUAGUAAAGUGGACGACGCGGUGCAGGCUUUGUCUGUGACACAGGAAAACGGAACCCAGAUCCUCUACAAUGAGGUGUGCUCCAAGAAUCAGGGCUACUGUGUACCCUCCAACCCACUCUUGUUCGCCUGGAAAACGAACAGUGACCUCAACCUGAAAAACAUCACCUUCCCCAUCUACAGCCUAGCCGGUCAAGUCGUCUACCUGGCCAACAUCCUUGGAGGAACUGUUGUAGGCGAGAGUAUGGGACUGAGCCAGUUACUCCUGAAGGCCAAAGCCAUGCGGCUGCAGUACUACCUGAAGACCGGUGAAGGAGAGGACAACAAACGAAGCAAGACGUGGCUGAACCAUUUCCUGAGCCAGGUUGGCAACCUUGAAAAGAGUCUGGCCUUGAAGAAGAUCCAGGUGGUCUACUUUACAUCACUUUCUAGACAACUGGAAUUUGAGGCAACUUCUAUGACAGUGAUCCCCUUGUUUCACCUGGCAUACCUUCUAAUCAUAUUAUUUGCGAUCACAUCAUGCUACAGGUGUGACUGUGUACGAAACAAAAUGUGGGUUGCGGCCUUUGGAGUGAUUUCUGCUGCCUUGGCAGUGGUGAGCAGCUUUGGCCUGAUGUUGUACAUUGGGGUUCCAUUUGUGAUCAUAGUUGCAAAUUCACCAUUUCUUAUUCUAGGUGUUGGAGUCGAUGACAUGUUUAUCAUGAUUUCUGCCUGGCAGAAGACCAACCUCAUGGAUGGCAUAAAAGAGCGGAUGUCCAAUGUCUAUUCGAAAGUGGCAGUGUCCAUUACAAUCACCACCAUCACCAACGUCCUGGCCUUCUAUACAGGAAUUAUGACCUCUUUCAGGUCUGUACAGUACUUUUGCAUCUAUACGGGAACAACCCUGCUCUUUUGUUAUUUUUAUAACAUCACCUGUUUUGGAGCAUUUAUGGCCCUGGAUGGUAAAAGAGAAGUAGUCUGUCUACGCUGGUUGAAGAAGCCAGAAACUCCUGAGCAAAAAUGCCCCUCAUUAAAAAAGUCCUGCUGCCUCCCGUGUGAUUCUCUCCGAGAUGAACAUAAAGCUGAUAUCCAUCCAAUGAAUUUGUUCUUUAGAGACUAUUUUGGUCCUUUUCUCACAAGCACCGAGUCCAAGUUUUUUGUAGUGCUUUUAUACAUUUUGUACAUCAUAAGUAGUAUCUAUGGGUGUUUCCAAGUGCAGGAAGGUUUAGACCUUCGCAAUUUGGCAAGUGAUGACUCCUACAUCACACCAUAUUUUAACGUAGAGGAAGAACAUUUUUCAAGUUACGGUCCCAGGGUUAUGGUUAUUGUUACUGAAGCUCUUGACUACUGGGAUAAAGAUGCUAGGCAAAAAUUGGAAAAAUGUCUGGCAGAUUUUGAAAACAGUGACUAUGUAGAUAAAAAUCUUACAGAGUUUUGGUUACGCGAAUAUGUGAAAUAUAUGCAAAACCACCAUCAAGAUGUAAAUGAUAAGAUAACUUUUCUAAAAAAUAUUCCCAAUUUUCUGGUGGAUUUUCCACUUUUUAUGUAUGAUAUUAAUAUUACAUCAUCACAGGAUAUCAUUUGUUCCCGGGCCUUCGUUCAGACCAUGGAUGUUUCUUCUUCAACCAGUAAGAAGCUGAUGUUGCUCCAGUUCCGAAACAUGGCCGAAAAGUGUGAAAUUCCCCUAAUGGUGUAUAACCAGGCGUUCAUAUAUUUUGAUCAGUAUUCUGCAAUAUUAGAAAACACUGUUCGAAAUGUAAUUGUUGCAUCAACAGCUAUGUUCAUUGUUUCCUUAUUGUUAAUUCCUCAUCCCCUGUGUUCUUUGUGGGUCACUUUUGCUAUUGCUUCUGUGAUUGUGGGAGUAACAGGUUUCAUGGCAUUCUGGAAUGUCAAUCUUGAUUCCAUAUCCAUGAUUAAUCUUGUCAUUUGUAUAGGGUUUUCUUUUGAUUUUUCUGCACACAUUUCCUAUGCAUUUGUUUCCAGUUCAAAGCCCUCAGUAAACCAAAAAACCAUCGAGGCAUUGUAUCUGCUAGGCUACCCCGUAUUACAAAGUACAAUUUCAACAAUAAUAGGGGUGUGUGUCUUAUCUGCAGCUAAAGCAUACAUCUUCAGGACAUUUUUUAAGAUUAUGUUUCUUGUUAUGGUAUUUGGAGCUGCUCAUGGCCUAAUUUUUAUUCCAGUAUUCUUAACCUUUUUUUGAAAGUUUGUUUGACUAGCCACUAACAAAUCAAAGACCAAUUAUAGAAUUCCUGAUUGCCCCAAUCCAGUCUGAUAAAAAUGCACUAUUAAGAAUAGUCAGUAAACUAAAAACAAAGGCAUGUUUCCUUGGCUUGGAAAUCCCAUUUUAAAAUGUUAUUUAAAAUAUCCUGAGAAAAAUUAGUCUUACAUUAAAAUAUCUUUACUAAAUUAGGAAGUGUUGUCAUCUUUAUUAUGGUCUAUACAAGCAAGCAUAAGUAUAACUUUCCAGUUAUUUUUUCCUUUUAUUUCUUCAUUAGUAGUUUAUACCUGGAAUUCAGACAUUUUAUGCAUUAUACUAUAAAUGGAGUGUUAUUUUCGUUGUACUUCCCAUAUGCAAUAGUGUGUAAAAGUACAACUGAUUAUUAUUUAUUCUCCUAGUAUGGGGUUUUUUUUGCAUUUUCUUAGUGGUGUAUUUUGAUGAACUGAGGUUUUUAAAGUUUUGGAAUCUUUUUGCCUAGUCCAAGAUGACAAAAAAUUCAUCAGUGUUUUCUUCUCAAAGCUAGUAGUUUUAUUUUUACAUUCAGGUCUAUGAUUCAUAGACCUGUGUGUGUUGGGAAGUAUGGGUAGAGGUUCAUUUUCUUCCCAUUAUAGUUAUCCAGUUGUCCCAGCAUCAUUAGUGAAAAGACUAUCCUUUCACCAUAGGAUUAAUUUGCCACCUCUGUCAAAGAACCAAUUGACAAUUUAUGUGUGGCUCUAUUUUUGUGCAUUAAUCUGUCUGUAUUAAAGUGGACACCACACUGCAUUGAUUACUGAAGCUUUAUAUUAAUUAUUGAAAUUAGGUUAGGCAAGUUAUCCAACAUUUUUCCUCUUUUCCAAAUUGUUUUGGCUAUUCUAGGUUCUUUGCAUUUAGAUACAAAUUUUAGAAUCACUUGUCAAUUUAUCCAAAAGAAAAAAAAAAGGCUUCUGGGAUCAUGAUUGGGUUAUGGUGAAUCUACAGAUCAAUUUGAGGAAAAAAGAUAUCUUAGCAACAUGGAGUCUUCCAAUCUGUGAACAUGGUUUCUCUCUCCAUUUAUUUAUAUCUUCUUUAAUUUCUCUCAGGAAUAUGUUAUAGAUUUACAUAGAUUUACUUCUAAGGACAUUAAUUUUUUAUAGCAUUGUAAAUAUUUAAAAUCCCUUUUCCAUUUUUUUUACAUAAAAAUACAGUUGGUUUUGGUAUACUUAUGCUGUGUAAUCUUUUUAGGUUCAUUUAUUAGUUCAUGUAGAAUUGUGUAGUUUCUCUAGUAGUUUUUAUCUAUGCAAUUAUGUAAAGGUCACAUAAAGACCAUCUUAUUUCUCCCUACAAAACUUUAUCCCCUACUUAUUGCUCUGGCUUAAAAUGUUCAGUAAAAUGUGGGAAAAUGUACUAAAAGCAGACAUCACUGCCUUGUUCCCAGCUUUGUAAGGAAUGUGGUCAAUAUCUCAUCAAGUAUGAUGAUUACCUGGAAGUUUUUCAUAGCCAUCUUCUGUCAGAUUGUGGAAUCUCCUUUCUACAUCUAGUUUUCUGGGAUGUUUUAACAUGAAUGGGUAUUAAAUUUUGUCAAGUAAUUUCUGUCCAUUGACUGAGAUUAUUAUGUCUAUUUUUCUACUUUAAUGUGUGAAUCUAACAGUUUAUAUUGAAUGAUUUUUAAAUAUUAUACCAACCUUUAAUUCCUAGGAUGACUCACCUUUAGUCAUGGCAAGUUAUUAUUUUCAUAUAUUGCUGUUUUUGUUUUGUUAAUAUUUUGUCAUGAGGGAUACUGGUCUACAAUUCCCUUUUUUGUAAUGCCUUUCUCAGGUGUUGAUAUCAGGGUUCUGCUGCCCUUAGGAAACAAGCCAGUAAAUAUUCCUCCUCUUCUGUUUUCUGAAAUAUAUGAUGUAUAGUUGAUAUCAUUCUUUUAUUUCUUACUUAAAUAUUUGGUAGAAUUCAGCAGUGAAGUCUUCUGGGCAUGGAGUUUUUCUGGGAAGGAUCUUUUAUUUCAGAUUCACUUUCUUUAAUAAAUAGAAGGCCAUUCAGAUGUUCUUUUUCUUCUUGGGUCAAUUUUGGUGUGUUUUGUUUUAUAAGGAAUUUGCCUAUUUUGCUAACUGGCUAAUCGAUUAUUUUCUUUAUGUCUCUAGUGAUGUUCCCUGUGCCAUUCUUGAUAUUGGUAAUUUGUAUCAUAUACCUUUUAUUUCUUGAUUAAGGGAUUAUCAAUUUUAAUUAAAUUUUUCCAAGAACCAACUUUUGGCUUUAUUGAUUUUCUCUUUUAUUUCUCGAUUUGCUAAUUGAUUGAUUUCUACUCUUUAGUCCUUCUUCUUUUCUUUGACUUUAACUUUCUCUCCAUUUUCUAGCUUUUUAAGGUGGUAGGAUAAAUCACUGAUUUUAACAUUUAUUCUUUUCUAAGAAAGCUUUUAAUGCUAUAAAUUUCCUUCUAACUACUGUUUUAACUGUAUGCACAAAUUUCUGUAUGAGGGGUGUUCAUUAGCAUUCAUUUCAAAAUAAGCUCCUAUUUUCCUUGUGAUCUCUUUGACCAUGAAUCAAACAAUACAUUUAUUUUCUCUUCAUUUUUUAAGAAUAGUUUAACUGGAUAUAGAAUUCUAGGCUGAGAAGAUUAUUUUUCAUUCAGCACAUUAAAAAUGUCAUUGCAUUGUCUUCUGCAUGUUAUUUUUUCAAAUUAAUUUUUAUUGGAGUAUAGUUGCUUUACAAUGUUAUGUCAGUUUCUACUGUACAGCAAAGUGGAUCAGCUAUACGUAUACAUAUAUCCUUUCUUUUUUGGAUUUCCUUCCCUUUUAGGUCACCACAGAGCACUGAGUAGAGUUCCCUGUGCUAUACAGUAGCUUCUCAUUAGUUACCUAUUUUAUACACAGUAUCAAUGGUGUAUAUAUGUCAGUCCCAAUCUCCCAAUUCAUCCCACCUGCGCUUGGUGUCCAUAUGUUUGUUGUCUAUAUCUGUGUCUCUAUUUCUGUUUUGCAAAUAAGAUCACCUAUACCAUUUUUCUAUACGCCACAUACAUGCAUUAAUAUACAAUAUUUUUCUCUUUCUGACUUAAUUCACUCUGUAUGACAGUCUCUAGGUCCAUCCAUGUCUCUACAAAUUACCCAAUUUCAUUCCUUUUUAUGGCUGAUUAAUAUUCCAUUGUAUAUAUGUACCACAAAUUCUUGAUCCAUUCAUCUGUUGAUAGAUAUUUAGUUUGCUUCCAUGAUCUGGCUAUUGUAAAUAGUGCUGCAAUGAACAUUAGGGUGCAUGUGUCUUUUUGGAUUAUGGUUUUCUCUGGGUAUAUGCCCAGUAGUGGGAUUACUGGGUCAUAUGGUAGUUCUAUUUUUAGUUUUUUUAAGGAACCUCCACACUGUUCUCCAUAGUGGCUGUAUCAAUAUACACUUCUACCAACAAUGCAAGAGGGUUCCCUUUUCUGCACACCCUCUCCAGCACUUAUUAUUUGUAGAUUUUUUGAUGACGGCCAUUCUGACCGGUGAGAGGUGAUACCUCAUUAUAGUUUUGAUUUGCAUUUCUCUAAUAAUUAAUGAUGUUGAGCAUCUUUUCAUGUGUUUGUUGGCCAUCUGUAUGUCUUCUUUGGAGAAAUGUCUAUGUAGGUCUUCCGCUCAUUUUUUUUUUUUUCAUGUUGAGCUACAUGAACUGUUUGGAUAUUUUGGAGAUCAAUCCCUCAUCAAUUGCUUCAUUUGCAAAUAUUCUCUCCCCUUUACUGUUAUACUGAUCACUGUGCAAUAUGACUUUUUCCCCUCUAGCUUCAUUUAAGAUUUUUUUCUUUAGUACUGGUUUUCAGCAAUUUGACUGUGAUGAGAUCAUAUAUGGUGUUUUUUCUGUUCAAUCUUCUUAGGUAUCUUUAAUCACUGAGCACCUGUGGCUUGAUAUUUUCCAUCAUAUUUGGAAAAAUUUUAGCCUUUAUUUCUUCAAAUGUUUUUCUGCCACAUCAUCUCUCCCCUCUCCUUUAGCGACUUUAAUUACAAAUAUGUUCUCGUUAUUUUCAGUUGGUUCAUAAAAUUGUAACAGUCUCCAAGGUUGCAUUUUAUCAUUAAUAAAUUGAAAUUUAUUGACACCUUCAAUAAACUCUUCUCUGUAGCCCAUAUUUUAUUGAAAAAAUACUCUUUCUACACAUGGUAAGCUCAGGAAAAUUCUGCUCAGUGAAGGUACUUAAUUAUGCUUUUAUGUAUGGAAAUGUUUAAAUAUUUUAGUCCCAAUAUUUUCAUCAUACUGUCCAUUUUUAUUUCAUUGAGACUGUCAUUCUUAGACAAAUAUUUUUAUAACAAAACCCAUCAACUAUGUUGUCUCUAUUUCUAAUUAUCUUGAAUAUUUUGCCAAACACAAUAGAGAUGUCACAAAAUAAUAGGGCUUUUCAAUUUCAUUCUAUUCAUUACAGAAUGUAAAUUUAUCCCCCAAAUGGAAGCUCAUACAAAAGUUCUUCUCACAAGUUAUGAAAUUACAAAGCACAAUUAUAAAAUUUCAAUCAGGUACACUGUUUGAACUCCCCUUAUUUGAUUUGGUCAUUUCCUUCCUCACUUUUGUAGUGACAGAUUCAAUGACUUCCUAUUUAUACACCAUGUUUUCAAGAACUACAAUUUGCUAAAGGCUGCAAAACUUUUAAGUUUCUAUGGUUUUCCAUUCACUGAACACUUUGAUUAAAGAUUCACAACUGAUUUUGAACAUACUGCAACAAAAAAGAAUGGAAGACAUUCACAAACUAGCUCAAUAAUUUUGUAGGGCACUAGAUUGAUUGAUUUUCAAAGUAGCUCUUCAAAGAAUCAAACAUUUGUAAAAUCUGUCUGAUAUUGGGCAACUAAGAAGAACAAGUGUGUACUGUCAUGCUUGAGUAUUUUUAAUUCAACCUCAACGUAAUCGCCAAAUAUUUGUCGUUCACUUACUUUAGGUGUUUUUAUUAGCUCAUCUCCUCCUUCUUCAUGUAUUCCUCAGAUGUAAUCUUUGGCAAUCCAUUCAUAUUUACAAAUGAAGCCUAUUUUGCCUAGUAUAGAUCAUUGAUACAUUUCCCAUGCAAUUGUUAAUUCUGUCUCCAGCAGCCAAAACUGGUUUCUACUAUUGUCCUGGUAUACCACCUAUUUUAAGUUUGUCCUGGAUGUCUUGUUUUAAAUGUAUUAUUAUUAUUAAGAGAUGAAUUAAAAUAA